Messenger RNA from Egretta garzetta (little egret), 2428 nucleotides. RefSeq names its product HPS6 biogenesis of lysosomal organelles complex 2 subunit 3 (gene HPS6). Gene Ontology annotation, biological process: lysosome localization; protein localization to membrane; melanocyte differentiation. Gene Ontology annotation, cellular component: lysosomal membrane; BLOC-2 complex. The record is from RefSeq and is a predicted model, not a curated record. The annotation marks the transcript as partial. The transcript is spliced from 2 exons. NCBI's taxonomy places the organism in Eukaryota, Metazoa, Chordata, Aves, Pelecaniformes, Ardeidae.
GUGUCCGUGGGCUGGCAGCUGCUGCAGACGCUGGAGCUCUGCCAGGGCGUCCGUGCACGAAUCGUCUCCGUGUGCAGCCAGGGAGCCAGCCUGGUGUGGUGUGAGGAGAGGCCUCCCCUGGAUGCCCACCUGGACGUGAGCAAGUGUGCCUUCAGGUUCUGUGUCUGCACCCGGGCUCUGGAGGUGGGGGAGCAAGGCGUGCGGCUGGGCGCCGUAAGGAUAGUCCUGCACAACAGCCCUGAGUACCAGGUCCUGGCCUCCCCCCAGCACAUCUUCCUGGUGCCUGCCACUGCCAGCUUUGCCACCACUUCCAAAUUUCUCCUCAUUUGGCACCCUGAGAAGGCAACGCUCACCAUCACAGCCCCCUCUGCAGGCUUUGUCCACAGCAAGCUGCUGCGUUCCAGCAGUGAGUCAGACUUCAGGAGGCUCCUGCUUGGCUCUGUGGGUCUUCUCUCAGGUUUGGCACCUCUGGACAUUCGCACCUCCGCUGUGUCCAACAGUGGGGGUCUUCUGCUGGUGAGCACGAAGGGUGCUGUGAACAUUGUGGAGCCAGAUGGGACACAGAGGCAUAUCUUCGACCUGGAAGGGGGGCCCCUGGCCCAAGGAAGUCCUGUCCAGCUGAAGACCUUUGGCAGCAUCCUGGCCUGCAUGCUGGCUGGGGUCCUGUACCUCAUCGACCAGAAUAGUGGAAGACUCAUAGAAAAGAAAAUCCUGAGCAUGAAAGAGGUGCAUUUCCUGGAGUCCCUGGGAGAGGAGGACAGCAUCCAGCUCCUCACACAGACCGGCAUCUACAGCUUUAGCUUCUCCAAACCUGAGGACAGCAGCAGCCCUGAGCCGUGCCUGGUGGAGAUGGUGUUUGAGGAGGCCUGCAGAUACUACCAGAGGAGGAGCCUCAGCAGCUCCAAGCUGACAGUGGAAAAGUUGAAGAAAGGUGGUGUGUUCCAGGCUCCUGUGGCCCUCACUGCCAUCCUGCAGCACAGCCUCCACCAGAAGCAGAAACCAGCCCGAGGCCUCCAAGACACUUACACCAAGCUGUUGAGCACAAUGAGCCUGGAGCUGCAGAGCUAUAGGAGCCUGGAGCUCCUCAAGACCUGCGUGGUAUAUGCCCCAGAGAGUGAGGUGGAAAGCUACUGCGAGGAACUGGUGGAACAGGAGGUCAGCCGCAUUCUGCACUCUGACAUAGACAAGGACAACUUGGCCUACCUGAACUCUAUCUUUGCCUCCUUCCCCAGUGCUGCCUGGAAGGCCACGAGGAGCUGCCUGCAGCUGCAGCAGAACGGGGAUGGCCUCUUGGUAGCGAGGGCCACCCCGGAGGUGUGGAAGAAGGUCCUGGGAGGGCCGCAGCAGGAGGAGAUGGGUCAGAAUGGGGUGGUCCCGCUCUUUGAGCUCAUCUGCGCUUCCUUCCUGAGAUUCAAACCCAAGUGGCUGCCCAGUUUUGUGGAGCUGACCCAGCAGUACGUUAGCAUCUCUUGGGCAUACAGCAGCAAGGAGGGCCCAGAGGGCCGUGUGCCGCUGUACAAGAGAGCACUGGGAGUACUGGCCAGGAAGAACAAGCGCAGUGAGGCAGAUGAUGAGAUGGAGCUUGAACUGCUGCUCUGCAGCAAGAGGCCUAAGGCUGUGCUGCAAGCUCUGCACCUUCUCAUCCACCUGAAGCGGUGGCAGCGGGUGGUGGAGGUGGCAGAGAAGUUCUCCAAGUUCAGCCCCUUGCUUAACAAGGAAAUAUUCACCACGCUGCUGGCAGAGUUUGCCCAGCAUCGGGAGCUGGACCCUUAUCUGGACACGCUGUGGCCACUGUGCCCUGCUGAGCUCACCGCCUCAGACAUCCUCACCGUGGUCCUGCAGCACCUCCCUUGCUCCCAGGAGGACCCAGUGCCCUUCUCCAGCGAGGGGAACCAGCUGACUGUAGGCUUGCUCAAGCCGCUACUGCAAAGGGUUGUGCAGCGUCCCUGCGUCCAGGACGAGAUGUACUCAGAUGCCUUGCAGAGCCCCAUCUUCCCCCCUCCUACCCCACCCCGAGAGUCCAAGAUCCCCUCAAAAGCAGCGUCCGAUGAUGCCCCUCAGCCACCCAUGGCAAGGACUUCCUCCCCCUCGGCACUGGUACAGGGUGACACUGCAUGAAGGGGGGAAGCACAACAGGAUCCUAAGCCUUGGGUGCACAAGGAGGGGAAAGCUGCAUCCACCCCAGGAAAUCCUGCCCUGCCUGGCAGUAUGGAAGCCUGGUCCUUUCUGAAGCCUCCCUUGCAGUAGCAUCUCACAGGGUCUGUUGGGUGGCCAGGGUUGGGGGAUCUCAUCUGAAGCCAGGGCAGGCUUUCUGGCUAUUUCUAACAAGUGCAAUUGCAUGUGCCCCAGUGGAGGAGCAAGCGCUGGGUGUGUUUGCAGGUGAAAGCGCUGGCUGCACUACAGCCCAAAGCACUUUGCUCCCUGCCCG